Messenger RNA from Elgaria multicarinata webbii, 1221 nucleotides. RefSeq names its product galanin receptor 3 (gene GALR3). The record is from RefSeq and is a predicted model, not a curated record. Gene Ontology annotation, cellular component: plasma membrane. The transcript is spliced from 2 exons. The coding region runs from base 1 to 1221 and encodes 406 amino acids. Gene Ontology annotation, molecular function: G protein-coupled receptor activity. NCBI's taxonomy places the organism in Eukaryota, Metazoa, Chordata, Lepidosauria, Squamata, Anguidae. Gene Ontology annotation, biological process: G protein-coupled receptor signaling pathway.
AUGCCGGACAGCUGGAACACAUCUUCAGACAGCUUAGAAGCGCGCACCGCGGGCAUUAUCGUGCCAGUGGUCUUCUCCCUCAUCUUCCUCGUGGGCACAGUCGGGAAUGGCCUGGUGCUGGCUGUGCUUCUCCGCAACGGGCAGGUGAAAUACAACACCACCAACCUGUUCAUCCUCAACCUGGCCGUGGCGGACCUCUGCUUCAUCCUCUUCUGUGUCCCUUUCCAGGCCACCAUCUACACGCUGGAUGGGUGGCUCUUCGGGGCCUUUGCCUGCAAGGCUGUGCACUUCCUCAUCUACCUCACCAUGUAUGCCAGCAGUUUUACCCUGGCAGCUGUUUCUGUUGACAGGUAUUUGGCUAUCCGUUACCCACUGAAAUCCCGGGAUCUCCGCACCUCUCGCAAUGCAGCUCUUGCCAUUGUCAUGAUCUGGACAGUGUCGCUGCUUUUCGCAGGGCCGUACCUCAGCUACUACCAAAUAGUCCACUAUCAGGAGGUGCCCAUUUGUGUCCCUAUUUGGGAAGACCAACGCCGCAAGAUCUUAGAUAUCCUCACCUUUGUAUUUGGCUAUGUCCUCCCGGUCAUUGUCGUCAGUCUGGCUUAUGCUAGGACCAUUAAGUUUUUGUGGACUGCUGUGGACCCCAUUGAGAGAAUCUCAGAGUCCCGUAAAGCAAAGCGCAGGGUCACCAAGAUGAUUAUCGCUGUGGCUGUCCUCUUUUGCCUGUGCUGGCUGCCCCACCACCUGGUGAUCUUGUGCUUCUGGUUUGGCUAUUUCCCCUUUAACCGAGCUACUUAUGCCUGCCGCCUGGCUUCUCAUUGCCUGUCCUACGCCAAUUCCUGCCUCAACCCGAUUGUCUACGCUCUCAUCUCCAAACACUUCCGCAAGAGGUUCAAGCAGGUUUUCACCUGCCUUCUGGUCCAGGGCAAGAACAGAAAGAAACGAGCUGACAACAAGGUCCACGUGGCCAAUGUUGCCAAUGGUUUGGUCAACCACACAGCAGGCGCCUAUGGAGGGAACACUGAGGUAACUCAGCUUCAUGAGGAAAAUAUGAGAUGCUACCAGGGUCUGUUGCUGAGAGAAGCUGAAGGGGCUCUUCCAGAGGCAUGGCCUCAGCAGUUACAAGAUACUGCCCUCUUUGAGCAGAGAGGGCUCAUGGAUGAAGAAGGUUCUGGAACAACCAGAAACAAUCCACUGGAUGCAACACCACAUGGAGGGCUGUAA